GUAAUACAAUGGCGUUCUCUGUGACUUCAGCUGUUUCUAUGUGUACCUUAAAUUUAUUGUAUGUACUGCUUUUUAAUAUGAUGUUUAAAGAUGUCGUCUCAAUCAGACCCACGCUUUGCAGGCGGCAGGAAGUAGAAAACCAUUGCGUCGAGGAAAAUACUUGGGUAUUCGACAUAAAUUCUCAAACUUGCGAUCCCGUGAUUCCUAACAAGGAACCCUGCGGGCUCUUUAUUAGCGAAAAGGCUUGCAAGGAGGUCUGCCUUAAAAAAAAUUCAACAAUAGUUUUGGACUUAACGACUUUGGAAAAGCCAAGAACCAAAGGAAGGAUCUACAAAUAACACUCGUUCUUUUUAUGAAAUCGGCAAUUUAUAUUGAAUAUUUGGAAACAAAAGAAUACAAAAGGAUGCUGUUAUAAAAUAA
Molecule: messenger RNA, 420 nt
Organism: Drosophila erecta
Lineage: Eukaryota; Metazoa; Arthropoda; Insecta; Diptera; Drosophilidae
Exons: 2
Coding region: 9-338 (109 amino acids)
Source: RefSeq, a predicted model, not a curated record